CGUGGAUUUGGGCCAUUUACAAGACGGACCUUAUUCCGGAUCAGAUCCAAAUCCAUUUGGAGCCUGAAGCGGUUUGCUCAAGAAAAGAAUCUUCACAGAGUCUCCUCUCUCAUCUACAAUUUCUAUCAGUCUCAAUUUUCUGCAGUCUGUGAGACCACGAAACUGUUCCCUUCAUCCCCAGCAGACAAUAUUUUCAUUUAUCUCUAACAGGAGCUCCAUAUUUGAGCUGCAAACAUGGUGCAGAUGAAGGUUAUCGGUGUUCUUCUCUUCGCGUUGUGUCUGAUUGUGCCUUGUAUUAACGCCGCGUCCACCAGCUUUAGCGCGUGCAGUAAGAAGGCCAAUUAUGCUGUCAACAUUAGUGAACUUGAUAUAGAUCCAUAUCCAAUUUCCAAAGGCAAAAAUACCAAGUUUCAACUCACUGCAUCUACAGAUGAAGAAAUAUCUGGUGGGAAACUUGUAAUCGAUGUUUCUUACUUUGGAUUCCACAUACACACUGAAAAUCACAAUCUCUGUGAUGAGACCUCAUGCCCUGUUCCUGCUGGUCAAUUUAAUGUCACUCAUGCCCAAGAGUUACCAGGCUAUACACCACCUGGCUCAUACUCGCUGCAAAUGAAGAUGGUGGACUCGAGCAAAAAGGAACUGGCCUGCAUUACUUUUAGCUUCAGCAUUGGUUUUAUAGCUGAAGAGAGUUUGGCUGAUAUUUGAAUCCCCGUUUUUCUACUGGCGUUCCUUGCUCUUUAAGUAUUGUAUAGCGACUCUGCCAUGUGUAUGAGGUGCACCUCGUGAAUGUUUCUCUUUUCAGUGUUAUGUGUAUGUAUUUGAACCGCCCUCUCUAGACAUAAUGAUGAUAAUAAUUUCCUCACGUGACAUAAUUAUAAUAAUUCUGUUCGUGUUUGUGAUGAUUUGGUUACUCUGCCCUUUGUGUAUUAUAAGAGAUCUCUGGUUAUCUUUCAAGGAUUUCAAUUUUUUGUCUGGUGUGGAGAAG
This is a messenger RNA of Striga asiatica, 985 nucleotides long. The record is from the annotation of a GenBank genome assembly. NCBI's taxonomy places the organism in Eukaryota, Viridiplantae, Streptophyta, Magnoliopsida, Lamiales, Orobanchaceae.